GGGCACGCACUGUGGCCAACGGCCGCGUCGGUGGCGACGAAGCCGGGCGCGAUGGGCUGCCGUGCGCCUCCGGGAGCGAUGGUGCUGCUGCUGCCCCUCGCGGUGCUGCUGGCCGUCUGCCGGCCCGGGCACGGCUUCUCCGGCACAUGCGACACCUGCGGGCUCCGGCCCAUGGCUUAUCACUACAACAACAUGCGCAUCGUGGGCGGCACGGAAGCCCUGCACGGGUCCUGGCCGUGGAUUGUCAGCAUCCAGAAUCCCCAUGUUUCAGGCACGGGACACAUGUGUGGAGGAUCCCUCAUCACCCCGCAGUGGGUGCUGUCGGCAGCGCACUGCUUCGGCCACCCCAGCUACAUCCUGGAGUCGCGCGUGGUGAUCGGUGCCAACGAUUUGACUCACCUGGGCCAGGAGGUGGAAGUGCACACCAUCAGGAGGGCGAUACUUCACGAGUACUUCAACAACAGGACAAUGAUCAACGACAUCGCGCUGCUUGAGCUGGACCGCCCCGUCCACUGCAGCUACUACAUCCAGCUCGCCUGCGUGCCCGACGCCUCGCUGCGAGUGUCAGAGCUCACAGACUGCUAUGUCAGUGGCUGGGGACACACGGGGAUGAGAUCUGUAGUUCCUGUCCAAACGGCCGAGAUCCUGCAGGAGGCCAAGGUCCAGCUCCUUGACCUCCACCUCUGCAACAGCAGCCGCUGGUAUGCUGGGGCUGUCCAUACCCACAACGUGUGUGCUGGUUACCCGCAGGGCGGCAUCGACACCUGCCAGGGCGAUAGUGGUGGCCCUCUGAUGUGCAGAGACAACAAUGCUGACUACUUCUGGCUCGUUGGUGUGACCAGCUGGGGGAAAGGCUGCGGCAGAGCGUUUCGCCCUGGAAUCUACACCUCCACUCAGCACUUCUACAACUGGAUCCUGCUACAGUUGAGAGCAGCAGCCCACCCGACAUCACGGACAUGGAGCCAUUUCAUGACCACUUCAUCCCACUAUCACGGGCAAAAUGCAGCACCAACGCAAGCGAGCGUGUCAGGCUGUCCAUAUCCAGUCCAGAAACUUAGGGAAUUCUUUACUGGGGUGCAGAACCUCCUGCAGAUCCUAAAGGGAAACAAGGCUUAAUCAGCUGCAUGACCCAGAGCAGGCUGCAACGCAUUGCGACCCUUUUCUUUGGGGUAAUGCCCAAUGGCAGCCCCAGUGCCAAAGCCCUGCUCUGUCCCAUCCACCCUCCUCUCACUGCACACCCAGGUUUACUCAGUUGGACAAAUAAAGCUUAUUUUCACAGCUA
This is a messenger RNA of Gallus gallus (chicken), 1282 nucleotides long. It is a transcript of the gene ACRL, whose product is annotated as acrosin-like. The record is from RefSeq and is a predicted model, not a curated record. Gene Ontology annotation, molecular function: serine-type endopeptidase activity. The coding region runs from base 52 to 1116 and encodes 354 amino acids. Gene Ontology annotation, biological process: proteolysis; acrosome reaction. Lineage: Eukaryota; Metazoa; Chordata; Aves; Galliformes; Phasianidae. The transcript has 5 exons.